Colletotrichum gloeosporioides is the source of this 777-nucleotide messenger RNA. RefSeq lists its product as uncharacterized. NCBI's taxonomy places the organism in Eukaryota, Fungi, Ascomycota, Sordariomycetes, Glomerellales, Glomerellaceae. Bases 1 to 777 code for a protein of 258 amino acids. The record is from RefSeq and is a predicted model, not a curated record. The transcript has a single exon.
AUGGCAGCGAGCACCACUACCGCGGCGUCUGCCCCCCUACCCCAUUUGCCAUAUGAACUUGUCCUGCACAUUGCUCAGUAUGUCAUUGGGGAUGUGUACGCCGCCAUUACUGGGAACGACUGCACACACGGUGGGGUCAGGUGGAAGCUCGGAGUGCGCCAAAGUUGGACCGGAUCUUCGUCGGACAACAUCAUCUACCCCGAGUCCGAAGCGGACUUGCCGAGGAGACGGGGAACGCCAUUUGGUCCUCUGCGAAUGAUUUCGCAGGUUGACGUUACCCUGAGGAGGGAGGUGUUGAAGCACUUUGCCCCAUUCCCAGGGGCUGCCUCACGCUCGUUCGGCUCGUUCGAGGAUCUGGGUUUGACAUGGAUUGCCACAGGAGACACCUUUCUGUUCGGAAGGGAUCUGACUUUCUGGUGGUCUGUACUCGGCGCACUGGUCGAUAUGCCUGCAUUCGAAACGCAGAUAUUUGAGACUAUUCAGGAGGUCCAUCUCGAUAGCCUGAAGUCGAUCAAGGUCCUAAAAGGGGCAAUCGGAGACGAAGACGUCAAAAGAUUCUUGCAGCUCUUUCCCAACCUACGGAGAGUUCUCAUUGGAAUCCCAAAGAGGAGGGAUCUCAUCUCCGCUGAGUACAUCGACGAUGAUCUGUCUCCCCUUACCAGGGACUCAUUUGCCGACCCGACCAAGAUUCCCCCAUUCUUCGAUAUCAUCUGGACAGCUGGCGUGAAGACCAACACCUUUUAUUCGAGCGACGCCACCAUCUUCGACACGGUCUAA